Messenger RNA from Jatropha curcas, 2355 nucleotides. Its product is annotated as Pentatricopeptide repeat (PPR) superfamily protein. Lineage: Eukaryota; Viridiplantae; Streptophyta; Magnoliopsida; Malpighiales; Euphorbiaceae. The record is from RefSeq and is a predicted model, not a curated record. Gene Ontology annotation, molecular function: protein binding.
UUAACGUCAAAACCACCGUCAUCAGCGAAAUGAACAAAGCCUCUCUUCCUGUCGAAGCUUACAAGCGUCAGCAAACAGAGCGGUGGUACUGAUUUACCUGGAGAAAAUCAGACAAGUUGAAGUAUCUUUCUGUUGGAGAGGAAGUAACGAAACUAGCAAUCCUUUCUUAUGAGAAGCCAAUGAUACUUCUGUUUGACAGUCACAUAAUAGGAAGGAGCUAUUUUUUGAACUUAUGGCUUAAUUAGAGAUUAUCAUAUUAUUGUGGGCAAGACAAAAUGAGUCAUACAGUUUUCCCUCGGAACUCUAUAGGAGAUAUUCAUUGUUUUCAUGGUUCACAUUUGAGCAAUAAACAAGCUGGGCCCAGUUGUUCUAUGGGGGAAGCAUCAAUCUUUCAUCGGAAUCAUUCAAUAAAGUGCAUUCCCAAAAGUUGGUCAUCUUUACGGUGGACAGUUCUCCAAUCAAGAAUAACUUCAUUUUCUUUGCCACGUAGAGAACUGAAAAGAUGUUUUUAUAUUGAUAGAGUUGAUGGAAAUGAUCAUGAUGAAUGGAGCUCUGAAAUUGAUAUAUUGAGUGUAGGGAGAGAAUUCAAGGAACAAAUGAGUAGUAAUAACAAUGGAUCUCGGAUAUUGUCUAUUGAUGGUUCUUUUGUUAAAAAUGAUGAGGAGACCAACAAUGAAAUCCUUCAACAUCUGUGCAAACAGGGAAGGCUCAUGGAUGCAUUGAGGCUUGUAGAUAGUAUGGCACGCAGAAAUCAAAUUCCUCACUUUGUAUGUUGCAGAAACCUAAUCAGGGGUCUCACUAACAUUCAACAGAUUGAUAAAGCUGUGAAGGUUCUUAAAAUCAUGAUCUUUUCUGGUGGGGUUCCAGAUGUUAUCACAUGCAGCAUGUUGGUUGGAGGUUUAUGUAAGAGAGGAAAAUUAAGAUCUGCCAUUGAUCUCCUGGAAGAUAUGAGCUUGAGUGGUUGCCCUCCAAAUGUGAUCACUUACAAUACAAUAAUUCGUAGCAUGUUUGACAAUCGAAACUUUGAUCAAGCCAUUCAAUUUUGGAAGGAGCAAUUAAGGCGGGGAUGCCCUCCAUAUCUGUUAACUUACACAGUUCUCCUGGAGCUAGUCUGCAAGUAUUGUGGAACUGUUCGGGCUAUGGAAGUAUUGGAGGAUAUGGCAGAUGAAGGAUGUUAUCCUGAUAUUGUCGCCUAUAAUUCAUUGGUUAAUUUUACUUGUAAACAGGGGAAGUAUGAAGAUGCAGCCUUGAUCAUUUAUAAUAUUUUGUCUCAUGGAAUGGAGCCCAAUUCUGUAACUUAUAACACGCUUCUCCAUUCUCUGUGUAGUUCUGGUUUUUGGGAUGAAGUAGAUGAGGUCCUCACAAUUAUGAAAGAAACUUCCCAUCUUUUGACUGUAGUUACCUACAACACGCUGAUUAACGGUUUGUGCAAGUCUGGACUUGUGGAUCGUGCCAUUGACUUUUUCCUUCAGAUGGCUUAUGAAAAUUGUUCGCCUGACAUUGUCACUUAUAAUACUCUCCUUGGUGCAUUAUUUAAAGAAGGAUUGGUGGAUGAGGCCCUUCAACUACUUGACCUUUUAAGCGCUAGUAACUGUUCUCCUGUGUUGAUUACUUAUAAUACUGUGAUUGAUGGAUUGACUAAACGGGGCUCUAUGGAUGAAGCAAUGAGAUUAUACAAUCAGAUGAUAGGCAAUGGGAUAACUCCUGAUAGUAUUACCCAUCGUUCAUUAGUUUGGGGGUUUUGCUCGGCAAAUAAAGUUGAGGGUGCUGUAGAGAUACUGAGGGAGAUGGGAAAGAGAGGGCACAGAAUCAAUAGUAAUACUUACAAAUUGGUGAUUGAUAGAUUAUGUGAAAAUGAGAAGGUGGAUGCUGCAAUCCAAGUACUAGAAAUGAUGUUUUCAAGUCGAUACGAGCCAGAUGAGGAGAUUUAUUCUACUCUAAUUAAAGGCGUGGCAGAUGCUGGUAUGGCAGAAGAUGCUAGUGAAUUGCGCAGGAAAUUGAUAGACAAAAGUGUUCUUAAAGAUCAAAACUUAUUGGAUUAACAUGAGUUUUAUGUAAGAGAAAACUGAUUUUUACUAUCCUUCUCUAGGUUUGAUGCAGGAAUUUUAGCUUUUCUUUUCGCACUCUUACCGUAGGCUGAGGAUCUUUUUCAACGUACAAAACAUGUUUGGAGUGGCUUGGCAUGUUAUAGAGUUGUAGUUUGUCCCUUUUAACAAUUUUUUAUUUUUUUAUUUUUUGUACAGUCUGUUUGGGAAGGAGAGGAAAUGGGAAGCAAAGAAAAUAACCUUGAAAAGUUUCUUUCCCUUGUUUGGAAACAUGGGAGAAAAUAAGAGUGGAAGGAAAAUUUUUAUCCAA